AUGGCUCGCCGUAGUGGACAAUCACCUCGUGAUUAUGUCAGUGUGCUCGGGAAAGUAUCCAAUGUUUCCAAUAUUGAUCGUAUUGAACGCGUUGAUAAUGAUGCCACUAGGGUCAAGCGAGAACUUCUUGGCUGUAAAAUCAGGUAUGAAAAAAGUGAUAAUGUUGCUGUUCGAUUGAUCAAGCUGUGGGAGCUGCGAUUAUUAGAAAAGCAUUUGGCUUGGGGAAGGGCACUUCUUGAAGUUUCACACAACAAGGAGAACUCUGAAUUGGGGAAUGUAGAACCUUGGCGUGCAUUGCUAGCUGUACGCCACGAUCUCCCUGUGGCCAAAGCUGGGGGACAUGGGAGUUGA
This is a messenger RNA of Cylicocyclus nassatus, 351 nucleotides long. NCBI's taxonomy places the organism in Eukaryota, Metazoa, Nematoda, Chromadorea, Rhabditida, Strongylidae. The record is from the annotation of a GenBank genome assembly.